UUUUUUUAACCACGUGACGCGCGGUGCCCGGCCCGGCAGCCCUUACGGGAGCCCGAUGGGGUCAAUCCUGCCGGGCUUCGCCUCUUACCUGCCGCUGGGCUGAGGGCGCCGCGCGCCGCUUGACGCCCCGCCGCGGGACCGGCCCCGGCCCCGGGCCGCGUGGGGAAUGAGUGGGGCUGCGUUCCCAUCGCCAGCUGCCGAGAUGGCAGAGAUUAAUCGCCUUCAGUACGAAAUGGAGUACACUGAAGGAAUCAGCCAGCGCAUGAGGGUCCCAGAAAAACUCAAAGUAGCUCCUCCAAAUGCUGACCUUGAGAAGGACAUCCCAGAAGGAUUCCCAAAUGCCAGUGUAACAAUGCAGGUUCCAGAGCGGAUUGUAGUGGCAGGUAACAGUGAAGACAUCCCACUUUCCAGACCACCAGACCUUGACCUUCUUCAGUCUACUCCAUUCAAACCACUGGCAUUGAAAACUCCUCCCCGUGUUAUUUCUCUUAGUGAUCGACCACUAGAUUUUUUGGACCUAGAAAAACCUCCACAGCAGACGCCUCAGAACGAAGAGGUUCGCUCAGUAGGAAGACUGAAAAGAGAACGCUCCAUGAGCGAAAACGCCACUCGGCAGAAUGGCCAGCUGGCCCGAAAUGAUUCCCUGUGUCACAGAUCAGAUACUGUCCCAAGAAAUAAAAUGCCACGGUUCCAGUCACCUCUUUCGACUAAGGAUUGCACUGUGACACCAUCACUGCAACAGGCUCGUGUCUGUCCUCCCAAUAUGUUACCUGAAGAUGGAACUAAUCUUUACUCUGCUCGUGGCAUUUUGUCGUUUAUCCAGUCUUCCACUCGUAGGGCUUACCAGCAGGUCUUGGAUGUGCUGGAUGAAAAUCGCAGGCCAGUGUUACGUGGUGGGUCAGCUGCUACCACUUCCUCUAACCCUCAUCAUGACAACACCAGAUACGGUCUUUCCAACAUGGAUACAACGCUUGAGGGAACACCAGAUGACAUGACUGUUGUAGAUGCUGCUUCCUUAAGAAGACAGAUAAUCAAACUUAAUCGGCGUCUACAACUUCUGGAAGAAGAAAACAAAGAGCGUGCUAAGAGGGAAAUGAUAAUGUACUCAAUUACUGUAGCUUUCUGGCUACUCAAUAGUUGGCUUUGGUUUCGGCGCUAGACACAGCUCUCCCAGAAAACUUAGUAGUUGAAAAUACAAACAAAAUUUGCAAAAUUAUUUGUUUCUGUUUCUGAAUUGUAUGCUGUUUUAUAAUUCAUACACUGGAAACUACCACCACAGAAAAAGGCUGUAGAAUUGCAGUGUUAAAGGGACACCUUGUUGUUCAGUUAUACUGUAUUUAAUAGAUUUGCAUUGCAGAUACUUGCAGUAUCCUCCUUUGCAUGCUUCAAUGUAAAUAUGCAUCAGCUGAUUUUGAGAUGAAGUUUGCUUCAUGCAAUGUAAGGACAGUGACCUACAGGAAUAAUCACUGGAUGUUUUCUUGUGGUGGGAAGAGAAGAAAUGGAAUGGGUUUGGGGGAAAAAAAUCAAAACAAAGGAAUAAAAAGUAGUUAUUGUUUAAUUGCAUCUAACAACAGAACAUUAUUGCACUAGUUUUCCUUUAGUCUGUCUAGUUUCAGAGGUGUGCCAUAUUCAAGGAGUAUGUGUCCUGUUUCAUGAGUGUGUUCCUUGUUUAAGCACAUGUUCAGGUCAAAUAAUAAAAGGUGGUCUUUGCUAACAUGCA
Cygnus atratus (black swan) is the source of this 1720-nucleotide messenger RNA. RefSeq names its product mitochondrial fission factor (gene MFF). Gene Ontology annotation, cellular component: mitochondrial outer membrane; peroxisome. NCBI's taxonomy places the organism in Eukaryota, Metazoa, Chordata, Aves, Anseriformes, Anatidae. The record is from RefSeq and is a predicted model, not a curated record. The transcript has 9 exons. Bases 167 to 1159 code for a protein of 330 amino acids. Gene Ontology annotation, biological process: positive regulation of mitochondrial fission.